Molecule: messenger RNA, 529 nt
Organism: Priapulus caudatus
Lineage: Eukaryota; Metazoa; Priapulida; Priapulimorpha; Priapulimorphida; Priapulidae
Exons: 2
Coding region: 108-455 (115 amino acids)
Source: RefSeq, a predicted model, not a curated record
ACAAUCGUCACUAGCCUUAUAUUAUUAAUGUAUCCUUCUCAUGUCAGGUUAGAGAAGAUGCCCCAUCUGUCGAUGUGAUCAUACUGGAUGGUGCAGCAGUCAUCAACAUGCUGAAACCAGUCGGCGCCAAGACAUUUCAAGAGUACUCCACACUCAUAUUCCUUCCCUACUUGAGAGCACAACUGAGAAAUGCCAUAAGAGUAGAUAUCGUCUGGGAUGUCUAUCUGGAAGAGAGCUUGAAGUUUGCUACGAGAGAGAAGAGAGGCAAGGGCAUCCGAAGGCGUGUAGCAGCAUCCAAUACAAUUCCGGGAAAUUGGCAGGAAUUCCUGAGGCUGGCUGACAACAAAACCAAAUUGUUCCGAUUCUUGGCGCACCAGGUUCUAGAAAAUCUGUCCACGGAAAAGGAAGUGUACACAACUUGCGAUCAGCAUUUGCUUUGCACUCGUGUUCGUUAAGACGUCUCAGCUUUGGUACCAUGUUCACACGAAGAGGCCGACACACGGAUGCUUCUCCAUGCAAUUGAUGCCGC